This is a messenger RNA of Psilocybe cubensis, 852 nucleotides long. RefSeq lists its product as uncharacterized. The coding region runs from base 1 to 852 and encodes 283 amino acids. The record is from RefSeq and is a predicted model, not a curated record. The transcript is spliced from 5 exons. Lineage: Eukaryota; Fungi; Basidiomycota; Agaricomycetes; Agaricales; Agrocybaceae.
AUGGCUCAACAAAGUACACCUCCCCCAACUCUCCCUAAUUCUACCGUCCCUCCCUCUACCGCCCCUGCAAGCCGUAUAAUGUCUACCCGUGUUGGCGACGUUAUCAAUCUCCUUCUUGCACUAAACAAUGCUGGAUUAGAAGUUGUUCGUACACCCGAUGGCGUUGAUCAUGCUUCAGGGUUGGAAAACCUUGCCAUGGGGGAGCUUAUCUUGAUUCUCCAAAUCAUGGGCAUUCAUGUCAAGGGUAAUCGCGCUACUGCUGCACCCCCUCCUCCUUCUGAUAGCCGUGAUCCCUUGGUCCAAGAGAUUGAACAGAUGGUUAUUUCAUCUGCUCGUCGUCAGGCUAUUAAUCUUUUCUUUAGGCUUACCAAUGGGCCGUUGACCGUCCCACCUGUCAUUCUUGAAGAGUUAUCAUCAACUGUGGCUCCCCCUCCUUCGUCUGUUGAACCACAGGCCACCGUCACUGAUCCUGCCCUACUUCCUCCAAAGUCCCAGUCUGCCUCCGACACUGUCAUGCCCAAAGGCUUUGUGUGCAUGUCCUGCAACACGUAUAACCCUAUUCGCCCAUCUGAAAAGCCAGUCUACGUUGUGUUUUGUGGUACAGAUGUGGGGGUCUUUGACCAUUGGAAAGAUGCUCAGAGCCUUGUUUCUGGCAUAUCUCAUGCUUGCCAUUGUCGUUAUAAUAGUCGCGAGGAGGGUGAGAGGGCGUUCCAAGCUGCUUUGACUGCCGGAAAGGUUCGCAUACUUGGUAAUCCUAUUGCUGCGCCUGGAGCUAUUGUCUCUUCCUUGUCCCCAAAUGCCCCCAAUGGCACCUCUGGCUCCUCCAGCGAGGCCUCUAGUAGCUCGGAUUAA